Messenger RNA from Dovyalis caffra, 1404 nucleotides. Lineage: Eukaryota; Viridiplantae; Streptophyta; Magnoliopsida; Malpighiales; Salicaceae. The record is from the annotation of a GenBank genome assembly.
AUGGCAGACCUCAAACUCUCUGAUACUCGAGACCUAACAAGAAUCGAGCGCAUAGGCGCUCACUCCCACAUCCGCGGUCUGGGGCUUGACUCAGCCCUUGAACCACGCGCCGUCUCUGAAGGAAUGGUGGGACAGACCUCAGCCCGCAAAGCCGCCGGUGUCAUCCUUCAAAUGAUAAAAGAAGGAAGAAUCGCAGGUCGAGCCGUUCUUAUCGCGGGUCAACCCGGAACUGGUAAAACCGCAAUCGCCAUGGGCAUGGCAAAAUCUCUAGGUCUUGAAACCCCAUUUGCGAUGAUUUCCGCCAGCGAAAUAUUUUCUCUUGAAAUGUCGAAAACCGAGGCUUUAAUGCAGUCGUUUAGGAAAGCGAUUGGGGUUAGGAUCAAAGAAGAAACCGAGGUGAUUGAAGGUGAAGUUGUGGAAAUUCAAAUUGAUAGGCCAGCAGUAGCUGGUGCUGCUUUAAAAACAGGGAAAUUGACUAUGAAGACGACGGAGAUGGAAGGGGUUUAUGAUUUGGGAGCAAAGAUGAUUGAGAGCUUGGGAAAGGAAAAGGUGCAGAGUGGGGAUGUUAUUGCUAUUGAUAAGCCUUCUGGGAAAGUUACUAAGCUUGGUAGGUCAUUUUCGAGGUCGAGGGAUUAUGAUGCUAUUGGACCGCAGGUUAGGUUUGUUCAGUGUCCUGAUGGUGAGUUGCAGAAGAGAAAAGAGAUCGUGCAUUGUGUCACACUUCAUGAAAUUGAUGUCAUUAACAGCAGAACACAGGGAUUUCUGGCUCUCUUCACUGGUGAUACUGGUGAAAUCCGUGCAGAAGUAAGGGAACAAAUUGACACAAAAGUGGCAGAAUGGAGAGAGGAAGGCAAAGCAGAGAUUGUGCCGGGCGUUCUCUUCAUCGAUGAGGUGCACAUGCUUGACAUUGAAUGCUUCUCUUUCCUGAAUCGUGCCCUUGAGAAUGAGAUGGCUCCAAUAUUAGUUGUUGCCACCAACAGAGGGAUUACCACCAUACGAGGAACAAAUUACAAAUCUGCACAUGGGAUUCCAAUAGAUCUCCUCGAUCGCCUACUUAUCAUUGCUACUCAACCUUAUACAAAGGAUGACAUUCGCAUGAUUCUGGACAUCAGAUGCCAAGAAGAAGAUGUAGAGAUGGCUGAAGAGGCAAAGGCUCUGUUGACUCAUAUUGGGGUUGAAACUUCCUUGAGAUAUGCUAUCCAUCUAAUUACUGCUGCUGCAUUGGCAUGCCAGAAACGAAAAGGAAAGGUUGUAGAGAGCGAGGACAUCACUCGAGUCUACAAUCUGUUUCUGGAUGUGAAGAGAUCAACACAAUACUUGAUGGAGUAUCAGGAGCAGUACAUGUUUAAUGAAGCACCAAUUGGAGAUGGUAACGAAGAUGGCACCAAUGCCAUGCUUUCUUGA